CCACACCCGAAUGAAUUCCAUUCCCAAAGCUACGUCUGGUCUAGAUCGUCCCUCACAACAGUCAUCAAUCCUCAAGAGCAAGCUUAAAUCCCAGGCAGCUCUGUUUUACUUUCUUACAGAGAAGGGAGGGGAGAGACUCGAGAGCCACCCGCAAAGGAAGAAACUGAAAAGGGAGAAGCAGAAGGGACCUAAGAAGGAAUCUGCAUUUUGCAUUUCACAGAGGGCGUAAACUCCUCGAGGCAACGGGGGAUGGCAUCCACAUCUGCCAGGAGUGGGGACAAAAAGGACACCUGGCCAUCUCAAGCUGCUGCCUCUUUAGGUGGAGGGCAGAAAGCCUCAUUAUCCCGCUCUGAAGAAUUCCUGACCCGAAUCAGCACAGAACUUACAGAUGAAGCACUGUUUAUUGCUCGCUCCCGUUUGAAUCUUAUGCCCAACAAGGAAAAGCAGACAAAAGACCAAGGGACUCAGAUAUCUAGACAUGUGUUCUUCACCAAGAACCGAGGCACUGACACCCGCUCUGACAGAAAUCGAACCCGAACCAAGGCACACCUUUUGCCAUCCCCUCGUGAAAAGGGAGCACUUCCCAACAGCCUGACAACUGGAGGAUGAGCUCAGUCCUCCCUAGUACUGCUCUCUCUCGGCCUCUUGCCCUCCCCCACAAUGCCCCUCAGUGAAAACUUCUAAGCCCCCCUUUUGCAACUUUUUAAGCCUCUCAUCUUGGGAGGAACUCCUGGUCAUAAGCAACGCCACCUUCGAAACCAAGAAAAUCUUCUGGGACAGUUGCAGGGCCCUCCAUGGACAAACACUACUGAGAAGAAAAGGUUUUAAUAAAGAACCAGGGAUCCUCCCUUCCCCAAAA
Molecule: messenger RNA, 859 nt
Organism: Grammomys surdaster
Lineage: Eukaryota; Metazoa; Chordata; Mammalia; Rodentia; Muridae
Product: putative protein T-ENOL
Exons: 7
Coding region: 250-609 (119 amino acids)
Source: RefSeq, a predicted model, not a curated record